Oldenlandia corymbosa var. corymbosa is the source of this 4455-nucleotide messenger RNA. The record is from the annotation of a GenBank genome assembly. NCBI's taxonomy places the organism in Eukaryota, Viridiplantae, Streptophyta, Magnoliopsida, Gentianales, Rubiaceae.
GGAACGUGAAAAUGGCUUAACAAGUUUGUGAAAAUUGGAUCACGUGUGCUGUUUGUGGUAAUGCUAAAAAGCCAGGAUAUGAAUGCGACCAUCCUCAUCUAUAAAGGCCCAUCUCAAAAGUAGAAAGCUUGCUUUUCUUUACUCACAUUGGCCUGCCUUUCCGAUUUCUCCCCAGUUAUCUUUUUCCUAUUUUCACAAAAAAGUUUAUAUAAUAUACAGACAGUAGAUAGUGUCGAUAGUAGACUCUUCUAUGAAGACCAUCAUAGUUGUUUUUAGGGAAAAAAGAAAAGAAAAAAGAAAAGAAAAGAAAAGUGAUUGCAUUUGCAACUAGGCGACGUGAUUUUGAUUCUCUGUUGUUUUGUCCAAUAGUUUUUACCAAUUUUCGUUGCUCUUAAACAUUACUUUUUUUUUAAUCACAUAAUGAUUCCAAGAAUCGAUCACCUCUAAUGAUUGUAAGUGGAGAAGGCAGCUCAUGAAGGAUUUAUUUUGUAUUUUGUAAGGAAAAUUGUAAUUUGAACCUUCCACCAACGUAGGAACAGGAACUGCUUCUUAUACCAUUCCCACCUUCAAAAUUAAAUGAAAAUACAGUAUUGUCCAAUAAACUCCUAACCUAACCAAAAUUUGUCUGACAUUUGCAAUUUUAACAAAGGCAAUCCUUUGAUGAUAUUUUCCCUUUCUUCAAGUUUAUUUAGCUUUCAUGGAAAAGCAUGAGUAUCCCUAAAUUCAUGUAAAAGUUCUUUUGGAGGGGAUUGAAAGGCGUAACGUAAUAGAGUUGGAUUAAUCCAUUUCCAAGGAAGGUAAAGUUGCAGACUUGGGAGGUUUUUGUCCAAACUCCCCCACCAAGUUUCUACUUUGUCUGCAGUGCUUACGGUGUUUUGCCCAAAAAAGCAUGCUUUUCCAGUUGUCAUCAUCUUCUCUUGUAUUGAUCAUGCCCCCACCUCCCACUCCUUCCCUCCCUUUUUAUUUUUGGCGGUUUGGCCUUUAGCUAUCCUUCUUUUUUUUUUUUUUAUUGGUUGACCUGGUGUUGUUUUAGCGGUGUUUCAAUGUAUGAAAUGCAUAAUUGGUUUACUUUUUCCCUGUUUUCUUCUCUAAGAUUGUCUCCUGUUCCUGGUAAAUUCAUAAGUAGGCAUAUCGCAUUUUGCUUUGAAGCUUGAUGCUUUUCUACCAACUCCUUAAUAUUCCAUCUUUUUCCUUUGAACUUUGAAGAGGUUUGCCCAACUUGGUGCAGCUCUGAUAAAGAAAUUACCUUUUUGAAAUCCUUUUUCUGGAUUUCUUUCUUUCUUUGUCGAAUUUGUGAGGAAAGUCAUUAAAAAAGAGAAUUUUCACCAUGCCUUCAACAUACUUACCUCUUAGGUGGGAAAGCACAGGGGAUCAAUGGUGGUAUGCUUCCCCAAUUGAUUGGGCAGCUGCCAAUGGACACUUUGACUUGGUCAGAGAACUUCUGCGUCUGGAUGGCAAUCAUCUCAUUACCCUUACCUCUCUAAGAAGAAUUCGCCGAUUGGAGACCGUGUGGGAUGAUGAAAAACAGUUUGACGAUGUUGCAAAAUGCAGGUCUAAUGUUGCCAAAAAACUGCUUGUUGAGUGUGAAAACAAGAAGGGGAAAAAUACCCUUCUUGGAGCUGGAUAUGGAGGGUGGCUUUUGUACACUGCUGCCUCAGCUGGUGACCUGGGAUUUGUUCAGGAAUUGCUGGAAAGAGAUCCACUUCUAGUGUUUGGGGAAGGUGAAUAUGGGGUUACUGAUGUGCUCUAUGCAGCUGCCAGGAGUAAGAAUUGUGAGGUUUUCAGGGUUAUUUUUGACUUUGCGGUUUCCCCAAGGUUUCCUUCUAGUAGUAACAACGGUGGGAGAGAACUGGAGGAACAUAUUGAGGAUAUCAAUAUCCCAGCUGCCUAUAAGUUUGAAAUGCUAAAUAGAGCUGUUCAUGCAGCUUCAAGAGGAGGAAACUUGAAGAUAUUGAAGGAGCUUAUUCGUCAGGAUUGUAGGGGUGUAUUGAGUUAUAGGGAUAUUCAGGGUGCUACAAUUCUGCAUGCUGCUGCUGGUAGAGGGCAAGUUGAGGUAGUCAAAGAUCUUAUAGCUUCUUAUGAUGUUAUCAAUUCUGUUGACAACAAUGGCAACACAGCAUUACAUACUGCUGCCAGCAGGGGUCAACUUGCUGUUGUUGAAGCUUUAAUCCUUGCUUCACCGUCAUUGGUUUGUUCCAGAAACCACGCUGGGGAAACAUUUCUACAUGUUGCUGUCACUGGUUUCCAGACUCCAGGUUUCCGGAGAUUGGAUCGCCAGAUUGAGCUCAUGAAGCAACUUAUGUGUGGAAAGGUAUUUGAGAUUGAAGAUAUCAUUAACACGAAAGACAAUAAUGGAAGGACUGCGCUUCACCUAGCCAUCAUUGGGAAUAUUCAUUCUGAUCUUGUAGAACUGCUUAUGACCGCUCGCUUCAUUAAUGUCAAUAUUCGGGAUGUGGAUGGAAUGACUCCUCUUGAUAUCCUGAAGCAACGGCCUCGCUCUGCAUCUUCAGAGAUACUGACGAAACAGUUGAUGUCUGCGGGUGGAAUCUUAAGUUGUCAGGAUUACACAACAAGAAAAGCGAUUGCUUCCCAUCUGAGAAUGCGAAGUAUUGGCGGUAGUCCUGGAACCUCCUUCAGGACAUCCGAUACAGAAAUAUUCCUCUCUACAGGCAUUGAGAAUGUAUCGGAUGCAGGUGGAAGCAUUGGGCAGAGUGCUUGUUCCCCAGAGAAUUUCCCUCAGCCUAAUGUGGGAGUACACUCCAUGUCAGUAAGAAAAGAAAAGAAACUGCGUGCUUUAGAUAUUGCAGCUCAAAGGCUAAAACGUCUCCUUCACUGGCCUAAGACAAAAGACAGAAGCACUGGGCGCCGCAAACUUUCAGUGGCCGAAGCUGAGCAUUCAUUAAGCCCUUCAGAAGGUCCUCCGAUCCCUCUUCGGGAGCGAUUCUCAAGGCCCUCAUCCAUGCCGAACAACAAGCGAACUCUGGCUGUCAGGAGUAACCUUCCUAGUCCAUCAGCAAAGAAGAAACUUGCUUCGGGUCUAGUGCAUGGCGUGAUGCAGGCAAUUCCCACUGUUGGAGACGUAUCUCGUCGCUCACGGUCAAGUUCAUUUUCCAAAUCAUCAUUGUCUUCUCCUAGCUCAUUAGAUAAACAGAAAGGUCUACAACUCGAGAAGGAUAUCACCAGAGCGUCUUGUUCCAGUCAAGUGGUUGACAACGAUGGAACAAUACCAAAUUCAGUUCCCAGGCAAGAGUCGUCUAUCAAUAAGAAGUUGAUGAAUCAGUUUUUUUGUUUUAGCAGUGAAGCCAAAAAGUUGCCUUUUUCCAAGCCCUAUGAGAUCUAUGAACGCGCUGUAUUGUAAAUCACUGGCUCAGAGUCCUGGUUCCUUCACAUAAAACCUGCGAUACAGCAACCUCAUGAUUACUGGAAAUGGUUAUUCUAGGGCUUGUUUGGUUAGCAUUUUAAGAACAUUGCUCUUGGGAUGUGCAGAUGGUAGCCCUUCCUAAGCCCUACUCCAGAAAGCAAAUGUAAAUUCCUCUUUUAAGUUUUGUAGCAAAACUAUCUGAAUUUGCUGAUUGCUGAUGAAUAGUAAUGUGCUAACUGUCUCUUUUCUAUUUGAAAUAGCUCGGUAUGUAGUCUCUUUUUUUUUUUUUCAUAUGGCAGGGUGUGAUGUAGUCUGUUACUGCCAAACACACAACCAAUUAGCACGAAUUAUGCUGGUGGGUGGAUGUACAGUUUUAUUGCCAUUGUUAACUCCCUAAUUCAGAAAGAAGAGAACAAAACUCCCUGUAAGUUCUUUGACAAUACUAUCUCAGCUUUGUUAGAGAAUCAUGCUACAGAUUGCUGAUGAUAUCGAUUGGUACUGUGUGGUUAAAGAAACUCUUUCUGAACUUAUGAUGAACUACGAACUAUGUUCCAGUUUGGAUCCUUUUUUAGGCGAUGCAUUGCUUUGUUUACCAACAACAGUUAGGAAAGUUUCCAAGCCUGUGAUUUCAUAUUAGGAAUCAGUUUCAGAGGCUGAUCAAACAUGUUUAUUGCAGCUAAUUUGCAACAAUGAAUGUAUCUUUGUUGUACUCGUUGACGUUUCUGAACAACCUUCAAAAUCAUGAAAAUGUAUCUUCCAAAACAAAAACUAUAGCGUAAAAUUUGUAUAUUACAUGUAUGCACACACCACACUAUGAAAUCAUAUGUCGCCAUCAAAACUUGUUUAAAUGAAUUUGGUUUUUCCUUCUCCAUAAAUACCUGUCAUUACAUCAGCUUCAGCUUUAGCCUCUCUAGUAAUUUGUAUUACUGUCUACUAAACUGUGCUUCUUCAAUCCGAGUUACUGAAAAUAUUGGAGAAAAAUAGAAAAAGCCUUCUUCCAUCUAAAUGAUGAAGCCUAGCAGGCUCCCAAACAUACUACAGCUGUUCUGCAAUUUAUCUUCUUUUUUUUUUGGGGGGGGUGUGGGUGGGUGGGG